UUGAGCAAGGAGUCGUCUUUGCCAAAUCGAAUUCUGAAGGACGUAGUUCCGCUUCUUCAAGACAAAGACCCACAGGUGCGAUCCUCUGCAGCCCUUGCCUUAGGAAAACAGUCGCUGUUGCCAAAAGCGAUUCUCGAGGACAUGAUUCCGUUUCUUAGAGACGGAGAUGCGGGGGUGCGAUCCUGUACAGUCAGCGCCCUUGGGACACUAUCAUAUUUGCCAAAAGUGGUAAUCAAGAAUUUGGUUCCGCUUCUUGCUGACGAAGAUCAAGAAAUUCGGUCUUCUACCGCUAAUAUAUUAGCCACACAUUUACGGUGACACUUAUUUUCGGCAAAAGAGCUUCCGGAAGCCGUGACGCCUGACUUAGUGCCUGAGAACGCCCGCGACAAAUGCACGUUGUCAAUGAGAAACAGGUACAGUAUGCGAGUAAGAUUCAACAAGCCUUGCAUGACGGGCAGCUUGCUAUCAUUAUUGGGGCCGGCGUGUCUCUCGGUGCUACGGACCCUGCGCCACAGCGCAUCACCUCGAUUGGGCUUGUACGCAAUGGCCUAGAUUAUCUUCCGCAAAAGACCUUCGUCACAGCCGACGAUAUACACUUGAAAUUCUACCGAAGAACGGUUGAAAAAGACACUGCAAGUAUUGGGGAGGUUUCACGAGCAUUCAAAUAUCUUAAAGAUAUACUGGAACACGAAAACCAAUUCUCCGCAUGGCUGGAAUCAGUCUUCGGCAAUCUUCGUGACGAAGUGCGUCACCCGGAGAUUUUUGAAGCUCUCAGUCGAUUCCACAAACGGGGCGCAAAACUCAUGACAAGCAAUUACGACGACCUCCUAGAAAGCUUCUGCGGCCUGCAACGUGUUCGCUGGUCAAUCGCGAACCAUGUCAGAGAUUACGAGAGGGGCACUUUGGACGGGGUAUUCCAUAUCCACGGAAGCUAUCAUGACCCAGCCGAUGUUGUGUUUGACUCGAUCGAUUACUUCGAGGCAGAAACUUCGGAAAAUGUAAAGAAUCUCCUCAGUACCUACCUCGAGUACAACACUAUACUCUUCGUUGGAUGUGGGUCAGAACGCGAGGGCCCUAAUUUUAAUACCUUGUUGUCGUGGGCGAGUAACAAAAUGGCGAAUAUCCCAAACCAUCAUUAUGUUCUCCUUCGACAUGGAGACACUGUGCAGUACAAUUCACUCACUACACUAGGAUACGGCCACAGCUAUAGCGAUCUUGUGCCAUUUCUGAAUACGCUGCCGGGCGAACAAGGUUCUGGCCCUAGCCCUCUAAAUCAGCCGACCAUUGAUCAGGGGAGGUACAAAGCCGUGGAGGUCGUAAUUGCUGACGACGGAACGUUCGUAGGCGGGGAUGAAAAGACCGCGGGUGACCUUGUGGUGGAUUUGCUUGAACGUCCAAUCGAGCAGCGCUACGUACGUGUGCGCUCGAGUAUCACCCCGCAGGAAGAGCGAGAUUAUCAACUCAGAGCUCCAGACAGUUAUAUGAGGCUCCGAGAAGACCUUCGACUUUACACCGUGGCCCUCCAGUUCCUCCUCCGUGAAGGAAUCCACUAUUACCGGGCGUUCCAGGUGACAGAUUUAGACAAGGCCGUCAUUGAGUUGCGCUUUCUCGCCUUACCAGGUCUGGGAGAAUAUGAGCGUUGGUAUGUUUGGCCUGUAGAGGCUCCAAAUAGGGUGCUCAAUGUUCGAUUCCCCGCCACGACUGGAGACUUCGUGCGAAGUGGUUACUAUGGGAAAACAACGCCCCGUGUGCGUGGAAUGCCACAAGGUAGACCAAUUUGGCUUACUUAAAUUCCCCCUCACAUUGUGUGGGAGCGAGUGGCUCCAGCAGC
Molecule: messenger RNA, 1831 nt
Organism: Westerdykella ornata
Lineage: Eukaryota; Fungi; Ascomycota; Dothideomycetes; Pleosporales; Sporormiaceae
Exons: 1
Coding region: 390-1790 (466 amino acids)
Source: RefSeq, a predicted model, not a curated record